CAUUCAGUGCCUCGUCAACCGAACUAACCGUACGGCCGAUACCCACACCGUCUCCCGCCCUGUAUGCCGCACGCUGAAAUGAUUGACGACCUUCUCCGCCAAUGGAAUGUUUGACUUCUGUCAGCACCUCUGAUGAUGGACCAAUCAGCGGCCGGCGCAUGAGAUCGGGGCUGCGCUUCUACGCUAGGUCUGGCAUGAUGUUAGUUCCUGCUCUACGCUGGCCGUUUCCUGUAAUCGUACAGUGUUGUGAGACGGAGAAAGCCAUGUGUGUCGAUGCAAAGGGCAUCAGUACGCACAUUUAUUGAUGGAUCUCUUUGUAUUCAGUCCAACCAGAGACGCAAAAAGUAACUCCAGAGGGAAGGAAGAGAGAGAGUAAAGGAACUCUCGUACUUCUUCCUCACUCCCUGAUCAUUCAUUUCAGAAUCUCUCGUUGGAUGUUUACAUACCAACACUGGAUAUCACACAUUCUUUGCUUGUUUUCACAAACUCUUUAAAAAGAUGGCAGACCAUAUUAUGGACCUUUUCGAUGACACACCACUGUUCAAUUUGGAUUCCCUGCCGGAGGAUGCGUUUUCCCAAGGCUCCUCAGACCCGGUUGAGGAGGCACUGAAGUUGGCCCUCGGCCAAGUCGACCCACCUGGAGAUCUCACGUCGGUUCCCGGCGUCCCUAUGCUCGGCGAUGUUGUCUCUGUCCCGCUUCAAACUCUUCAACCUCAGCAGCCCACCCAGAUGUCCCAGGACAUCUCCGUCACCCAAGCUCCAAUAUCCAUUCAGGCGGUGCCUCAGUCUUCUCUCUCUGUUGCCGGGAGCAGCAGCGGGGCAGCAACCGUUCUCCUGAGCUCCCCGAUUGGCGUACCCGUGUCAUGCUCUCAGGUCACCACCCAGCAGCUUCACACUCAGCAGGUCGCCGCUGUUACGCAGCAGGCGGUGGGGCAGUCGGGCCACAAAAUUGUCAUUCUGAAGGGCCCUCAGGGUCAGACUCAAUUGCUGCAGGGUGUGACAGGAGCCACGGGCUCUCCAGGGAAAGUCACCCUCGCCAGAGUUCUAACAGGAACCCCUCUUAGACCCGGAAUGGCGGUUGUUUCCGGUGGGACGAUGUUAAAUGCGUCUCCUGGGCAGGGGCAGGUCAGGAUGAGCUCUGGGGUCCAAAGGCUGGUUCAGACUGCAAAUGGCCCAAUGAAGCAGGUCUUGUUGACCUCCAUACCCCAGUCACAGGUGCAGACGCAACCCGUGCAGGUGCAGAUACCCGCGCAGGCGCAAUUGACACAGGGUCAGCUGCAGACGCAGCCUGCGCAGGUUCAGGUCCAGGUGCAGCAGCAAGCGCAGGUGUCGCUACAGAUGCAAGCCCAGGCUCCAGCUGUUACAACCCCUGCAGCUGUCCGACCUCAAGGAGUCACUCUCUCAGCGAUGCCACAGCAGGGGGAAGCUAAGAGGAUCACUCUGGUGCUACAGCAGCCCUCGCAAGGCGGAGCUGCCCAGGCUGGGACAUUGACGGUAGGGGGAGCUGUGGCUGCAGGGUCAGGUCUGCAAGGCCAGCAUCCCAGGCUGGUGUUGGGCUCUCUGCCAGGCAAAUUGGUCUUGCAGGGAAGCCAGCUGGCGGCUCUCGCCCAAGCCAAAGCAGGUCAAACGGGGGCACAGCCGAAGGUGCUCACUAUUCAGCUGCAGGUUCAACAGCAGCCCAACCAACAGGGAGCCAAGUUCCAGUUGGUUUCUGGGGCAGCUAAUGCUGGUGGCAGCCCUCAGGUGGUGCAGAUUUCUCAAGGACAGGGAGGACAAAGACUGGCGGUGCCUCUUAAACUACUGCUGCAGCCACAGUCCAGCGUGGUGUCCAGUGCCGGUGGUACCAUUUCCGUGGUGAAAGUCAUCAAUACAUCGGCCGCCGGCUCUGCAGCCGGCACAAACACUACAGCUGUGUGUUCCGGUGUGCGUCUGGCUAAGCUACAGGAACCCGUGCGAAAAGUGGAAACCCUGUGCAAGCAGGAGAAGGCCAAUCGCAUCGUCGCCGAGGCCAUCGCGCGGGCCAAAGCCAGGGGUGAGAGGAACAUCCCCCGCGUCCUCAACCAGGAUGAGCUUCCUGCUGGACAGACCUCGGCGGAUCUGGAUGGUGCCGCGGGGGCUGCCGGGGCCAAAAAGAAAGGAGGAGGUGGCGGAGGGAGCAAGAAGAAAAGCCCAAGCGCGGGAGGAGGAAAAGUGGUGGCGGGUGGAGACAAGAAAUCUAAGGCGAAGGCUCCGGGAACUGGAGGAGGGUUUGUUGGCGGCAGUAAAAGUAAAUCCAAGACUAAGCUAAACACCAUCACGCUAGUGGGUAAGAAAAGAAAAAGAAAUGGAUCCUCUGACCACUCAGAUGUAGAUCUUAGCCCACCCGUCUCACCCCGUACGCUGGAGGAAGACAUGUCGCAGAAGCGGCGCUCCAACCGCCAGGUGAAGAGGAAGAAGUACACAGAAGAUUUGGACAUCAAAAUCACAGACGAUGAGGACGAAAUGGAUGCGGACGUUGACGUGACCACUCCUGUUGUGUCUACUGUAAGCCACGCUCAGGCCAUGGGAGGAGAACUCCAACAGGAGCUCGAUGGAGACGGUCUUCCAAGCAUGCAGUUUUUUGUGGAGAACCCAAGUGAGGAGGAUGCUGCUAUUGUGGAUAAAAUAUUGUCCAUGAGGCUGACCAAAAAAGAGGUUUCUCCUGGGCAUUAUGUCAAUGUGGAAGAAUUCUUUGUCAAAUACAAAAACUACUCGUACAUGCACUGUGAAUGGGCCAGUCUUGAGCAGCUGGAGAAAGACAAGAGGAUCCAUCAGAAGCUCAAGAGAUUCAAGACCAAACAGGCACAGAUGAGGAAUAUCUUCCAAGAGGAUGAGGAACCCUUCAAUCCAGACUACAUGGAGGUCGAUCGUAUCUUGGAUGAAUCGCACAGUGUUGAUAAGGACAAUGGGGAGCCGGUUGUGUACUACCUGGUGAAGUGGGGCUCACUGCCCUAUGAAGAUGCUACUUGGGAGCUGAAGGAAGAUGUUGAUGAAGGAAAAGUGGAAGAAUUCAGGAAGAUUCAAAGUCGGCAGCCCCGUCUCAAGAGAACCCCUCGACCUCCUGCUAGUUCCUGGAAGAAGCUGGAUGAGUCGAGGGAGUAUAAAAAUGGGAAUCAGCUUCGAGAGUACCAGCUGGAAGGAGUCAACUGGCUGCUCUUCAACUGGUACAACAGGCAAAACUGCAUUCUGGCCGACGAGAUGGGUCUCGGUAAGACCAUUCAGUCCCUGGCGCUGCUGUCCGAGGUGUUUUCUGCAGGGGUUCAGGGGCCGUUCCUCAUCAUCGCACCGCUGUCCACCAUCACAAACUGGGAAAGAGAGUUCUCCACCUGGACCGAUAUGAAUGCUAUUGUUUAUCACGGCAGUCUGGCCAGCAGACAGAUGAUCCAGCAGUAUGAGAUGUACUGCAAAGAUGACAAGGAACAUUUAAUUCCAGGUGCUUAUAAGUUUGAUGCUCUCGUCACAACUUUUGAGAUGAUUCUGUCCGACUGCCCCGAGCUAAGAGAGAUUUCUUGGCGCUGUGUGGUAAUUGAUGAAGCUCACCGACUGAAGAAUAGAAAUUGCAAACUCCUGGACAGCCUUAAGAUGCUUGAAGUAGAGCAUAAAGUGUUGCUGACAGGCACUCCACUGCAAAACACAGUAGAGGAACUAUUCAGUCUUCUGCACUUCCUGGAACCAGCUCAGUUUCCCUCCGAAAUCGAGUUUCUCCGUGAGUUUGGAGAUCUGAAGACAGAGGAACAGGUCCAGAAACUGCAGUCUAUCCUGAAGCCCAUGAUGCUGCGUAGGUUGAAGGAGGACGUGGAAAAGAACCUCGCCCCGAAACAAGAGACCAUUAUAGAGGUGGAGUUGACUGACGUUCAGAAGAAGUAUUACCGUGCUAUUCUAGAGCGUAACUUUAGCUUCCUCAGCAUGGGAGCCACACAUAACAGCAACGUGCCCAAUCUCCUCAACACCAUGAUGGAGCUGCGAAAGUGUUGCAACCAUCCUUACCUCAUUACAGGAGCUGAGGAGAAGAUAGUGGCUGAGCUGAGGGAAGUGUAUGAUCCUCUGGCUGCAGACUUCCAUCUUCAGGCUCUGGUGCGCUCCGCUGGGAAACUGGUCUUGCUGGAUAAGCUGCUUCCACGCCUCAAAGCUGGAGGACACAAGGUGCUCAUCUUCUCCCAGAUGGUGCGCUGCCUCGACAUCCUUGAGGACUACCUCAUACACAAGAGAUACCUGUAUGAGCGCAUCGAUGGGCGCGUCAGAGGGAACCUGCGACAGGCGGCCAUUGAUCGCUUUAGUAAACCGGAUUCAGACCGGUUUGUCUUCCUGCUUUGUACUCGUGCCGGAGGGUUGGGCAUUAAUCUUACAGCUGCUGACACCUGUGUCAUAUUCGACUCGGACUGGAACCCACAGAAUGAUCUUCAGGCUCAGGCCCGCUGUCACCGAAUCGGUCAGUCUAAAGCAGUGAAGGUGUAUCGUCUGAUCACCAGAAACUCUUACGAGAGGGAAAUGUUAGAUAAAGCCAGUCUUAAACUGGGACUUGAUCGAGCCGUCCUGCAAAGCAUGAGCGGGAACAAGGACAGUAAUGUUAAUGGGAUACAACAGUUUUCCAAGAAAGAGAUUGAGGAUUUACUUCGUAAAGGUGCUUAUGCAGCCAUAAUGGACGAGAACGAUGAAGGCAGUCGCUUCUGUGAGGAGGACAUCGAUCAGAUCCUUCAGAGAAGGGCGACUACCAUCACAAUAGAGAGCGAAGGAAAAGGAUCCACCUUCUCCAAAGCCAGUUUUGUGGCGUCUGAGAACCGCACGGAUAUUGCUCUGGAUGACCCUGAGUUUUGGCAGAAAUGGGCCAGGAAAGCAGAUAUAGACAUGGAUUCUCUCAACAGGAAGAAUACUCUUGUGAUCGACACGCCAAGAGUGAGAAAGCAGACACGUCAGUUUUCCACUCUGCGUGGAGAGGGUGGUGAGCUGUCGGAUUUGGACAGUGAUGACGACUACCCACCCCAUAACUCUCGGCAAUCCCGGGCUUCCCGACGGUCAGACCGGCAUUCCGGCGCAGGCUACGGACGCACAGACUGCUUCCGAGUGGAGAAACACCUUCUUGUUUAUGGGUGGGGGCGCUGGAGAGAUAUCCUGUCUCAUGCUCGGUGUAAGCGGCGUCUCAGCGAGCGAGACGUGGAGACCAUCUGCCGUGUGAUCCUGGUUUUCUGUCUGAUACAUUAUCGGGGAGAUGAGAACAUCAAGAGCUUCAUCUGGGAGUUGAUCACCCCGUCAGAGAAUGGACGAGAACCUCAAUCUCUGCUUAACCAUUCUGGUCUGUCCAUCCCGGUCCCUCGUGGCAGAAAGGGCAAGCGGGUGAAGGCUCAGAGCUCUUUUGAUGUGCAGAAGGUAGAGUGGAUUCGCAAGUACAAUCCUGACAGUCUACUUCUGGACGACAGUUAUCGCAAGCACCUCAAGCACCAGUGCAACAAAGUGUUGCUGAGAGUACGUAUGCUUUAUUACCUGAAGCAGGAGGUCAUCGGAGACCACGCUGAUUCUGUAUUGAGUGGAGCUGAUGCCAGAGAUAUUGAUAUCUGGUUGCCUGAAAUGGAGCAGCAGGAUGUUCCGUCUGGUUGGUGGGACUCAGAAGCCGACCGAUGCUUGCUUAUCGGUGUUUAUAAGCAUGGAUAUGAGAUGUACACCACCAUGCGUGCUGACCCCUGCUUGUGUUUUGUUGAGCGAUGUGGACGCCCGAAUGAGCAGGACAUCAACGCGGAGCAGCAAGCGGCGGACCCAGAGCUCGGGGACGGAGGGGACUAUGACAAGUACUCCGAGGAUCCAGAGUUCAAACCUGCAGCGAGACACACCAAGGAAGCAUACGAGGAGCCUGAUUCCGGGAACGCAGACAAUGAGAUUUGCGUCGAGGAACGCUCUGCCCCUGUGCUGGCCGAAGGCCCUUCCUCUGCAUCCUCAGAUUUGUGUUAUUGGCCAACGAGUUCAUCGCUCACAGCUCGACUGCGACGCCUCAUCACAGCAUAUCAGCGCAGUUACAGACGGGAGCAACUUAAGAUGGAGGCUGCGGAGAAGGGCGAUCGAAGACGUAGACGCUGUGAACAGGCCACUAAGCUCAAAGAGAUAGCGAGGCAAGAACGUCAGCAAAGGUGUGUCAAUUUCAGGUGGACCCGUAGGGAGGAGUGUGAUUUUUACAGGGUGGUAUCAACCUUUGGUGUGGACAGGAUAAAGAAGGAGGCCGAUGCUCUGGAAGGGGACGAGCAUCACAUGGACUGGACCCGCUUCCGCUCUUUCGCUCGACUGGAUAAGAAAACUGAUGAGAGCUUGACACGGUACUUCAAGUGCUUCAUGUCCAUGUGUCGGAAAGUGUGUCACCUUCGGCCGGCACGUGGAGAAGAAUCUCAAGAGAUGUCUCAGUCCCUGGCCCCCAUCACAGAAGAGCGAGCCUCGCGGACACUCUACCGAGUCAGCUUGCUGUGCCGGCUACGCGAGCGCGUUCUCACUCACCCAUUGCUGGAGGAACGGUUCGCUCUGGCGCCACCCAGCGCUGAACUCCCCAACUGGUGGAACGUCCCACAGCACGACCACGAGCUGCUCUUAGCUGCCUCCAGACACGGCGUCAGCCGAACCGAACUCUCCAUCUUCUCUGACCCCCAGUACUCGUUCAGCCAGGCCCGCCUCGACUACCUCCACAACCAGCAAGCCCAAGCGGCUUCACAGACUGUGGCAUUCAGCCAAUCACAAGAGCAGACCAGUAUCAAAGAGGAGGGGCUAGACAAUGACUCUCGGCUGUUGGGGGUGGACACUCUGUGUCAGUCGGACUCCCCGGUCACGCCGUUCGCGCACUCCGAAGGGAAAGUUGGGGGGCAAGCUGGCUGGAGCUGGAAAAAGAGUAAACACGCUGGGUCCAGUGGGAGAAAAGGAGAAAGAGGUGAAGGGGCUUCAGACUCAGAUUCUGAUUCGGACUCGGGCUCGUCGUCUUCCUCGCGUCAUUCUGGUAGCUCGAGUGAUAGCGGAGACAGUGAUGCUGAGAGAGAACAAGCAGCUCUUAAGAUGUGUGAUGGUGAUGAAGAGAACAGCAUCCUCUCACUGACACCAUCCCAAGACGGUGCUCCACAGGAGUCUCUUACCGACCCUCUCCGAGUCGACUGGCCCAAGGAUCGCGUGUUGAUUAACAGAAUAGAUAACCUCUGUUCUCUCGUUCUAACGGGGCACUGGCCGGCGGGCCGCCGUUACGUCCCUGACGUUCACCUCAGUGCAGCGUCUGAAGAGCACGGCCUUGUAGAUGACCUGGGUUACCCACGGGUGGCACGCAAGAGCAACAGUGCCAUGUCUGCGGAAUCUGGUGAAGGCCAAGACACAGAGUUCACCGUAAAACUCCUGAAGGAGGAGGGUCUGAAGCUGACCUUCUCUAAACAAGCUCUAAUGCCGAAUGGGGAAGACAGCGGACGCAAGAAACGAAAGGACCACGAGCUGGUAGAUUCAGAGGGAGUUCUCCAUGCUCCUCGAAGAAGGGACCUUCCAAACUGGCUCAAGGAGAAUCCAGACUAUGAGGUGGAGGGAGACAUGUUAGAGCUGAUGGUGAACAGGACCAAAAGGAAGAGGAGGAGGAGGAAGGUGGAAAAAGGAGCAGCACUUACAGGAAGUGAGAGAGUGAAAGUCAAAGACCUGAGGACGGGCAAGAAGUUCGGUGGAAUAUAUGGCCCUGCACUACAGGACCUGAGGGAGCACCUGGAGGAGAAUCCUGACCAUGCUGUAACAGCAGAAUGGUCCGAAACUGUUCGCAACUCGGGCUUCUUGCCAGAGAGUUUAUUCCACAGACUGUUGAGUCCUCAUGCUUCAAUCCCCAAAAAGAGCCGACAUUACCUCUCCACCCCUUCAAUCCAGUCCGACGACCCUCUCCUGGGAGGCGGCGAAGGCGAGACGUUAGUUUCCGAUGGGGCGUACAUGAUGGAUGAAGAGGACCUGGAAGACAGCGGUCACCUCGCAUCAUCUCACCACUUCCUCACCCCUGCCUACGAUGUGAAAAUGGAGCCAAGCGCGCUCGACAUGGACGGCGGCGACAGUUUGUCGCAGGGUGGCUACGAAAGCUCAGACAGAGAGGCCAUUUUGGAUGAUGUCAUCAUGGCACCUAAAAAUUCAGACUCUUCCUCGAGUUCAGAGGAUUGACCAAAUCGCGACGUUCGACGUAGUAGACCGAGAUCAUGACAGUCUUUUAUUUUAUUAUAUUCUGCCUUCAUUAUUUUUAUAAUUAUUGUUGAUGUUAUCGCUUUAAAUAUUGAGUAACAGAAUUUCUUUUUUUCUUGGGUUGGACGUCUACUGGACUGUUUUGUGUAGAGUGAGGAAAGCGACAGUUGUCACUCCUGUUUUUGUUUUCUUUUUUACAUGUUGUUCGGCACGUUGUGCAAAACACCAAUUCCAGCUGAUGAUUGAAAUGUUAGUCUCUUACCAUAGCAGGUCCUGUUCAUCCUUUAUGGCCCAGAAAGGAGCCGUUUGGUUUCCCCCCUCAGGCUGAACUGUAUAACAGUGUGCUGGAGGAUUCAUGCACUGAGCUGUGCCUCGGUCUGGUGAAGAACAUGUUUUCGUUGGAUGUAUAUCAUUUUUUGUGCGUGCGUGCGUGCGUAGGAGGGGGGUGGGGGGGAGUUGGCGGUAGGACUUGGGGUUUAGGGUUAGUUACUGAAACAUUGUUAGACAGAUUAUGGCUGUAUUGUACAAAGUCCUAUGCUUGCGAUGAUGCAAAGAUUAUGAGUUUAUUCCCGUUUCAUGACCUGACAUCAACUGUCUCUGUGAUAUAAAUAUGAAUAGCAGUCUACAGUGGAAACAUGUCUGUUGAAAUCAUUUCAUGCAUCAUGUGUGGUUUACUACAUACGUUAUAUGCCUAUAUGGGUGUUUGUGUAAACAUUUGUAUUGACAAGCGUACUGAAUGAAAGAGCAACGUCUUUCUUGUGCUCUUCAGCGCUGCACAAAUUUUACGUGGCUUAUGUAUAACCACUGGUUUAAAUGUAGUAACUUUAAUUGUUACAGUUAAACUUUCUUGUUGGACAGUUGUACUUUGAAUAUCUUCACAUACAUAACUUAAAAUUUCAAGGCGCUUCAUGAAAGGGGUAUAGUACACGUCAUUUCAAACCUGAAUUGUAUUUAUAAUGUUAAUAACUAAACCACAUCGGACCCCAUUGACUAUCAUUGUAUGAACACAAAACCAGACCUUUCUCAAAAUAUCUUCUUUUGUGUUCCACUGAAGAAUACCUCAUAUAGAGGUUUUAAAUGACGCAAGGGAGAAUAAAUGAAGAGUUUGGUUCCAAAAUGAGAACUCCGUUUUUAAAAAAAUUAGAUCAUGUUUUUUUAUGUUGACAUGUUUUAUUGUGUAAUUUUUGUUAUUAUGGCUCAUUUUUAAAAAUGCAGUUUGAUAUUAAUUGGACUGCACAAUAAAAAAAACACGAUUUUU
Messenger RNA from Triplophysa rosa, 9430 nucleotides. It is a transcript of the gene chd8, whose product is annotated as chromodomain helicase DNA binding protein 8. The record is from RefSeq and is a predicted model, not a curated record. Lineage: Eukaryota; Metazoa; Chordata; Actinopteri; Cypriniformes; Nemacheilidae. The coding region runs from base 499 to 8154 and encodes 2551 amino acids. Gene Ontology annotation, biological process: chromatin remodeling. The transcript has 39 exons. Gene Ontology annotation, molecular function: ATP binding; protein binding; ATP-dependent chromatin remodeler activity.